GUUUUCCUACGACAUCAUCAGGAAAGGUACACUAUGAAAUUACAAAUUUUGUGUAUGUGCCUUUUGGCAUUUGUUAACAACGUUUGGUGCCACGACGAAGUUCACGUUAAGAAUGGUAACCACACAACCAAAACCAGAGAAUCGAAUACAAGAAAACGGGGUGUCGGCCAUUACAACCCAAUGGGAUGGGGUGGCUACGGAGUGGGUUCGCACGGAGUUCCCACCACUCCGGUGCAAGGAUACGGAGUGUCGAACAUCCCGGUACAAGGUUACGGAGUGUCGAACUACCCAGUGCAAGCAUACGGAGUGUCUGCUGUGCCGGUGCAAGGAUACGCGGUGGUGCAGCAAUCUGAACGACCCGUACCGUAUCCAGUGCCGUAUCCGGUGACUUACGACCGACCAGUGCCGUACGACCGACCAGUGCCGUACCCGGUGUCGUACGACAGGCCGGUCCCGUACCCGGUGCAUGUGGACCGGCCACUUCCGUAUCCGGUGCAGGUUGACCGGCCGGUGCCGUAUCCGGUGCAGGUGGAGAAACCACUGCCGUAUCCGGUGCACGUGGACCGGCCAGUGCCGUACCCGGUUCAAGUGGAGAAGCCGUUGCCGUAUCCGGUGGACCGGCCGGUUCCAUACCCGGUGCAGGUGGAGAAACCGUUGCCGUACCCGGUGCACGUCGACCGGCCCGUGCCGUAUGCGGUGCACGUGCCCUACAAAGUGCCUGUACCGGUGGACCGACCAUACCCGGUGAAAGUGAACGUGCCCACGCCGUAUCCGGUAGACAGGCCGGUUCCGUAUCCCGUGCAGGUGGCCGUCAAGGUUCCGGUGGUGCAGCAAGUGCCGGUCGAGGUGUCUCGGCCUUAUCCCGUGCUGGUGCAGCAGCCCGCUUCGGUGGUGGUGCAACAGCAACCCGUACUGUGGCAAAAGGUGUCGUCGUCAUACCCGGUAUACACGACGGGCCAGCAACCGGUACAGUGGCAGAAGCAGCCUUCCUAUUACUCGUCUGUGGACAACAGCAAAAACUACAUCGGCAUGCCCGUGUACAACGGAGGUAACCAGGCCGGUUACCAGCGCGGUCAGUACCCGUCCGGUUACAGCAUCGGUGUAAACCACGCCCUGAUCGGGCUCGGCGUCGGCGGCCGGGGAGCGGGCGCGACCGGCACGUCAGGACCGACCGGCAUCAUCGGCGGAGCGGCGGGCAGCCUGUUGGGGGCGGCGUUCAACGUAAUGCAGGGGUUGAUGUCACCGGGUGGUAGCGUCACUGGUUACGCGGCCGGACACAACGACUAUCUGGGGCCCAAGACCACGGGAUUUUCGACUGUCAUCAACAAAUAAAAUAUUAUAUAAUGCGUACCGGGAGAGUGCGAUAGAACGGGCGGCACGAGGCGGUGCACGAUAUAACUAUAUAUAGUUCACGCCGUUGCUAUACAUACUUCGAUACCGUUUAUAUGGUAUUAUAUACAAUAAGACAAUACACAGACAUUUUUUUUGAUUAUUUUGUAUUUCUUCUUCACCCGAGCAGAGGCUUAUAACAUUAAUAUGUUGUUAUAUAAUAUCGAAAAUCGAUUUAUCGAUGCACAAUAAUUCACGCGCGCAUAUAAUAUUGUACACAAAUCCUAUAUGUCCUUCACCGCGUUGCAGGCGCGUUUAAAGUAUGCGUGGUCGGAGACCUCAGAAUAUCGAUAUGAUUCGUGGCGUUCGUCGAUGGAUCUACUGGCGCGUAUACAGGGGUCACAGCCCAUAGGUAUUAUAAUAAUAUCAUUAUUGUAUUAUUAUAUUCGUUACAUAAUAAUUAUUGCUGUAUCACUGCGUUUUAUAAAAUCACUCUCGAACUCGGCGGUCAUGAGUACCUCCGUGGCUCUACAGUAUAUAUUAUACGGCAUCACGAUUUUCGUCUACUUAACAUUUUUUUUUUUUUUUUUAAUCACAUUAAUGCGCAUUCCUCGGCACUACGCGAAGACA
Molecule: messenger RNA, 1959 nt
Organism: Rhopalosiphum padi (bird cherry-oat aphid)
Lineage: Eukaryota; Metazoa; Arthropoda; Insecta; Hemiptera; Aphididae
Product: skin secretory protein xP2-like
Exons: 2
Coding region: 34-1332 (432 amino acids)
Source: RefSeq, a predicted model, not a curated record